Chrysochloris asiatica (Cape golden mole) is the source of this 1575-nucleotide messenger RNA. It is a transcript of the gene BAIAP2L2, whose product is annotated as BAI1-associated protein 2-like 2. Bases 1 to 1575 code for a protein of 524 amino acids. Gene Ontology annotation, biological process: positive regulation of actin filament polymerization; actin crosslink formation; plasma membrane organization. Lineage: Eukaryota; Metazoa; Chordata; Mammalia; Afrosoricida; Chrysochloridae. Gene Ontology annotation, cellular component: nucleoplasm; cytosol. The record is from RefSeq and is a predicted model, not a curated record. Gene Ontology annotation, molecular function: protein binding. The transcript is spliced from 14 exons.
AUGGCCCCCGAGAUGGACCAGUUCUAUGAGUCCACCAUGACCAUCUACAAGAGCAUCAUGGAGCAGUUCAACCCCGCCCUGGAGAACCUGGUGUACCUGGGGAAUAAUUACCUGCGGGCCCUCCAUGCACUGUCCAAAGCCGCUGAGGUGUACUUUAAUGCCAUCCAGAGGAUCGGGGAGCAGGCCCUGAAGAGCUCCACCACUCAGACCCUAGGUGAGAUCCUGGUGCAGAUGUCCGACACCCAACGGCACCUGAACUCCGACCUGGAAGUAGUGAUGCAGACCUUCCACGGAGACCUGCUGCAGCACAUGGAAAAAAAUACCAAACUGGACAUGCAGUUCAUCAAAGAAAGCCGCCAGCACUACGAAGUCGAGUAUCGCCACCGAGCCGCCAAUCUGGAUAAAUGCAUGUCUGAGCUGUGGCACAUGGAACGCAAGAGGGACAAGAAUGUGCGGGAGAUGAAGGAAAGCGUUAACCGGCUACACGCACAAAUGCAGGCCUUUAUGUCUGAGAGUCAACGGGCCGCUGAGCUGGAAGAGAAGAGGCGCUACCGAUUCUUGGCUGAGAAACACCUGUUGCUCUCCAAUACCUUCUUACAGUUCUUUGGCCGGGCCCGGGGGAUGCUGCAGAACCGAGUGGUGCUGUGGAAAGAGCAGUCGGAGGCCAGCCGCGGUCCGUCCCGCGCCCACUCCCCAGGCCUGCUGGGCUCCAUGCUGGGCCCACCCUACCCCUCAGGCCGCCUGACACCCACCCGCCUUGACAUGCCCCAGAGACCCCUGGGAGAAUUCGGCUCCCCCCGCAGCCGGCACGGUUCAGGCUCCUACGGCCCGGAGCCCGCCGAGGCCAGGUCCGCGUCCCAACUGGAGCCUGACCGCCGCUCCCUACCCCGGACGCCAUCUGCCUCCUCGCUUUACACCGGCAUCACCCAGCGCUCGCGCUCCGACUCCUUCGGCGAGCGCGGGGGCGGCGGGGGCAGUGGCAGCGGGGGCGCCAGGAGAGUUCGCGCCCUGGUCUCCCACUCGGAGGGUGCCAACCACACGCUGCUGCGCUUCUCGGCUGGAGACGUCGUGGAGGUGCUAGUGCCUGAGGCCCAGAACGGCUGGCUCUACGGCAAGCUGGAGGGCUCAUCAGCGAGCGGCUGGUUCCCUGAGGCGUACGUGAAGCCUGUGGAGGGGGUACCUGUGAACCCCAAGAAUUCCUUGAACUCCAUGUCCACCAUGACCCCUGGGAAUGAGUUACCUUCCAGGUCGUACCCUCUCCGGGGAAGCCACAGCCUCAAUGACCUGCUGGACCCACCUGGCAACUCCGCUGCUCCCUCGGAGUACUGGGAUGGCCAGUCCCGCUCCCGCACCCCGAGCCGGGUCCCCAGCCGCGCCCCCAGCCCCGCACCCACACCCCUGCCUAGCAGCCGCCGCAGCAGCAUGGGAAGCAUGGGGGUGGCCAGUGAUGUUAAGCAACUGUUACCAUGGGAGCAGCAAUCCCCGGCACUCUUUCCUCGGGGCACGAAUCCCUUUGCUACCGUGAAGCUGCGACCCACCGUCACCAACGACCGCUCAGCACCCCUCAUCCGCUGA